AUGACCACCAUGCCAGGCCCGAGUGCCAGUGGCGCUCCCAAACCACGUAAACCGAAGAGGACGCAUCAAGUCCGGCAGGAUCAGCGUCGAUGGAUCGAGCUCAUCGAUGCAUGGCACUCGUCCAACUCUUCGAUGUCGUUCGCUACACCGUCACGCGAACAGCUGGUCGAAGAAAUCUCGCAGCACGCACAGACGCUCUGCCGUACCAUCAAGAAUCGAGAAUGGCUCCUCGCCGCGUUCCACAUGGCGAUCAAUGCUGUGCUCUUUCCCGAAUGCAACGACGGGCUACAAAAUAACGAGCAAGUGUCGCACGUCGAACAGCUCGGACAGCAACUGCUUCAGCUUGCCCUACAUUCGGUCGCAACACCGUAUCUGAACAGCUUGGAGAACGAGCGGCAUCGGGAUACCUCGCAAAUCGAGACAGUGAGACAAGACGCCGAGCAAUUCGAACGGCUGUCGAAGCGUCUAUCGCUGUACCGGCAUGUGCGUGGACUUGAGCCGAUGCUGUCGCUGCCAGCACUGCCGUUGGCGCUGGUUUUGCGAGAAGCGCCUAGCACAGUGCUGCUGUGCCUGGCUUCACUUGCACAGGGUGCCGACAUUGUCAGCCCGUUGCUAAAGAGCUACAGCUGGCUUGUAGACGAGUCUGCUCAUGUACGACUGGCGCUUGUAGCGCAGUUGCUCACAGCAGGCACUGGAUACAUGCAAACCUAUCGUUUGCUCGCUGCUUCCGGUCUGUUGCUUGCAUGGAAGGACGGCCACGAAUCGAGUAUCUGGCAGUCAGCACAUCCCGCGCACCAGCUCACUUUGGGCGACCUGGUCGAGUUUUAUAGUGACAUUCUGCAAGGUCUGCGACAGAUCGGUUCGACAGCACAGGCAAACGCCCUGGUGUCCGUGCUAGCCAACGAAAUGCACGGUCAAGAUGCACAGCAGGCAAUCGCUCAGCUUGACCACACAGCAUCUGCCGGCACUCGUCCGGACCAGAGCUACGCCGACCCCGACAUUUUCUCCGCCAUAAUGCAACGAUUCCAUCUCUCUUCGAUCCAUGACAUGGCAAUAAAAGUGUCUGCCGUCAGCACAGACAGUGCUGCUCGCAAGCAGCUGGCUCGAGAAUUGGUUUCCACGCACGAUGCUGCCACGGUGGCCAGCCGCUUAACCCAGCUGGUGGACACCAAAGAUAGUGCAUUGAUCCGAGCUUUCAGCUUCGACGUUGUUUCUCAGACAUCCGCAAGUGGCAAUGCGCGGACUGUGCCACUCAUUGCCUCGGUCCUGUACGCGAGGCCUGCAGUCGGAAACUUCAGCUUGAACCUCGACACGCCUGCAGCUCUGCUGAAGCAGGCCGAAGCUUGCCUUUCGCAGCUCAAGCACGCACGCGUUAGCAGCCAAGCCGAAAUCUCUGGUUCGAGGCUCGGCGAUACAUUGCGUCGUUCUCUGGACCUGGAACAGCAGUGUGUGGUGCCGGCUUGUCAGUUGUUGGCUCUCUUAGACGGCGCAUCGCAAGAGCCAACGCUGGUGGAUGCGCAGCUGCAUCUGAGCUGGCUGGCAUCGAUUGCAAGCGUUGUGCAGGCUCAGACGAGCAAGCCGGCACUGGAUAUGUGCUGGCUUGCAGCGUAUGGUGGAUCGCAUUCUGGAUCGGUAAAAGUAGCUGCACAGCGGCAGAGGGAGGCAUUGGACGCGAUCGUGUCAUCGUUCAAUGCGGCUCAUCCAGCGCCAGCCUCGCUUGGUGGUCGAGCGGACCGAUCCUUGGAUGCGGCCAUGCUACGUUUUCGAGCUGCGUGGGACGGCAUGUUUCACAGCUGCCUCGAUCUGAUCGGCGCUUCUGCACCAUUCUCGCUCAUCUCUAAGCAAGAAGCAGUGCACCGCCUGCUCUCGACGGUGAUGCGCACAGGCGAUGUGGAACUGUUUCGAUCGCUCGCCGACUCUUCAUGCACGCUCUCUGCGUCGCAGCUGGAAGAGCUCGUGCUGGAUGUAUCCAUCUCGUUGUUUGAUCAAGCUGCAAUUGCUUCGAUGCGGAGCAAAGACGUGCGCGUUUCGCUUGAAAUCCUUUCUGCGCUCCCUGCGACAUGUGCACGCGCAGUGAGCCAGAAGCACUUCAUCGAGGCGGCUUGCCGACUGUCGACGUUCCACAUCAAAUCGGUUCUGCAUCCGGGCGAGCCGAUGUCAGCCAGGGAAAUGCGCGAGACGCACGACAAGCUCUCGCUUGUGGGUCGACUGCUGACGACACAGGGCGAUGCGCAUCGAUCAGCGGAGCUGGUGCUAGAUUUGGCGAAGCGCGUAUGUGCACUGGACAUGCAGUCGACUAGACAGCAAGAGUUGGUCGAGGUGCGCACGCUCGCCAUGCUGUGCGAAGCGGCGAGUGCCGCCGACGACUUUGAGUGUGCGGCAGAAUUCUGUUCGCGACUUUUGCACACGUGUUGCGCUUCGACGCGCAAGCCCCGCCGAGCAGACGAGAGCGACGAGAUCGACGAGAUCGGAUGGAAGACGGCGUUUCAGCUGUCGAAGCAUUCGGCGUGGCAGGAUACACCGGCGCGUAUAGCGAUGCUCGCACAUGCGAUGACUGUGUGUCCAGCAACGCAGCUGAAUCGCAUGUUGCAUCAGUGGUGCGCGUUGGAUGGGCAGUUGAGGGAUGAGCUCGCCAACGGAAAGGUGUUUGCUAGUACAAGCACGACAGCCGGCGCCGGCGCGAUCGGAUGGCUGAGUGCAGGUGCCGGCGUUGGCGGCAAGCGCAUGUUGAGCGCACAUACAGCAGCGAGUGUCGGCGCAGGGCUCGUCGGGACGGCGGCCAACUACCUGCCGCUCAGCCUGGGCUCGUACUUCUCCACCGACCGCAGCACAAGCAACAACCCAGUAUCAAAAACAUCCGCAUCCGCUCCCGAAAAACACGACAGUCGCCUAGACCACAGGACUGCCAGCUUGUUCGAUUUCGACAACGUCUCCGGUGCAUCUGGAGCGCGCAGCGCGAGCGCGUACGUGGAUCCAGCCGAGAGAGCCGUCAGGGCGGCGCGUGCUGCCAGGGACUUUUUGGGCUGGAAGAGUGAUCAACAAUCACACGCGCAGACCGCGCAGACCGGACAAGCCGCCGCGAAAUCUGCAUUUUCGUUCAGUCGCGGAGUCGGAUGGCUCAUUGGCGACAGUGAGAGGUGA
Messenger RNA from Mycosarcoma maydis (corn smut), 3141 nucleotides. RefSeq lists its product as uncharacterized. Gene Ontology annotation, biological process: retrograde vesicle-mediated transport, Golgi to endoplasmic reticulum. Lineage: Eukaryota; Fungi; Basidiomycota; Ustilaginomycetes; Ustilaginales. The record is from RefSeq and is a predicted model, not a curated record. The transcript has a single exon. The coding region runs from base 1 to 3141 and encodes 1046 amino acids.